UCUUCUUUUGCCAACCAUCUCUCUUUAGGCUCUCUCACCUACCCGGAGAAAGAAAAUUCUAUUAAAGUCCAACCAACAAAGCCAACGUAUUAAAAAGAUCCUAACCUCUGAUUCUUAGAUCGGACGGUUCACAUUGGUUCGAAUUACGUCAACGAGAAGGACAAGCACCAAUCAGGAGGCUCCACAUCAAUCCACCAGCUCCCCAUCAUCCACGUGUUUAUUAUUCCACUUUCUCCUUUUUGUAUAAAUGCGUUACAUUUAAUAAUGAUUUCACUCAUCAAUCAAUCAAACAAAACCUUUUCUAUUUGAUUUUUGGUUCUUCUCUCUCUCUCUCUCGAUUAGAUCUCUGAAUACGAAGAUCAUAAAAGUUAUCUGAAGACGACUUUGUCAUGUUUUUGUUCGAUUGGUUCUAUGGAAUCCUGGCCACGCUAGGCUUAUGGCAGAAAGAGGCGAAGAUCUUGUUUCUAGGUCUCGACAAUGCCGGAAAAACUACUUUGCUUCACAUGCUCAAAGACGAGAGAUUAGUUCAGCACCAGCCAACACAGCAUCCCACAUCGGAGGAACUGAGCAUUGGCAAAAUAAAGUUCAAGGCCUUUGACUUGGGUGGCCAUCAGAUUGCCCGUAGGGUCUGGAAAGACUACUAUGCCAAGGUUGAUGCUGUUGUGUACCUAGUGGAUGCCUACGACAAGGAGAGGUUUGUGGAGUCAAAAAGAGAGCUUGACGCUCUUCUAUCUGAUGAAGCAUUAGCAAGUGUCCCUUUUCUUAUCCUUGGGAACAAGAUUGAUAUUCCUUAUGCAGCCUCUGAAGACGAGCUGAGGUAUCACUUGGGUCUCACCAAUUUCACUACCGGUAAAAGCAAUGUGAGUCUUGGAGAAUCUGGUGUUCGUCCCCUUGAGGUCUUCAUGUGCAGCAUCGUCCGCAAAAUGGGAUAUGGUGAGGGCUUCAAAUGGCUGUCUUACUACAUCAAGUAGGAAAACCAAACAAGCAUCGGUGAUUUGCUUCACGGUUUUAUGAAUCAGACAUCUCAAAAAUUUUCCUCUUUGAAAAGACAUAAAACUGUUUCUCUAUUGUAGUUUUUCCUCUUAAAGUUCUAAUGCUAUGUGUUAAGUCUGAUGGCUUACAACUCUAAAACAAAAAUGUGAUUCUGAUUGUGAAGUAGUAAUCAUUAUGAUAUCAAAGAAUACUUCUUAGGA
Messenger RNA from Brassica napus (rape), 1193 nucleotides. Its product is annotated as GTP-binding protein SAR1B. Gene Ontology annotation, biological process: endoplasmic reticulum to Golgi vesicle-mediated transport; membrane organization; intracellular protein transport. Gene Ontology annotation, molecular function: GTP binding; GTPase activity. The record is from RefSeq and is a predicted model, not a curated record. The transcript has 3 exons. Gene Ontology annotation, cellular component: endoplasmic reticulum exit site; COPII vesicle coat. Bases 390 to 971 code for a protein of 193 amino acids. Lineage: Eukaryota; Viridiplantae; Streptophyta; Magnoliopsida; Brassicales; Brassicaceae.